GCCCACACCUAUUUUUAAAUAGUCGGUGAAAGACGAAACAGCUGAUUUGUUUCGGUUUAAAGCACAUGUUUAGUGCGGUUGUAUUUUUUGAAUAUAUUUCUCAUACUCGAGAAAAAUGGCUGACCGUGAUAGCGCAUCCGAAAGCGAUUCGAGUUCAAUCGACGGUGGUCCAAUUAUGAUGCCACCAUCACCAAUUUCUCGUGAACAAUUACAAAAAAGAAUCGAAUCGCUUCAACAACAUAAUCGUGUUCUCAAAGUUGAACUCGAGACUUACAAAUUGAGGGUCAAGGCACUGCAGGAAGAAAAUCGCAGCCUUCGUCAAGCUUCUGUUAUUAUACAAGCUAAAGCCGAGCAGGAAGAAGAGUUUAUAAGCAAUACCUUAUUGAAAAAGAUCCAGGCCCUCAAAAAAGAGAAAGAAACAUUAGCGCACCACUACGAACAGGAGGAAGAAUGUUUAACGAAUGAUCUGUCAAGGAAAUUGAAUCAAUUACGUCAAGAGAAAUGUCGUUUGGAACAAACUUUAGAACAAGAACAAGAAUGUCUUGUAAACAAGUUAAUGAGAAAAAUCGAGAAAUUGGAGGCAGAAACGCUUGCAAAGCAAAGCAAUUUAGAUCAGUUGCGUAGAGAAAAAGUAGAACUUGAAAAUACUCUGGAACAAGAGCAAGAAGCUUUGGUUAAUAAAUUAUGGAAACGAAUGGACAAGUUGGAAGCAGAGAAAAGAAUGCUUCAAAUCAAAUUGGAUCAACCCGUGUCAGAUCCAACUUCGCCGAGGGAAAUGAAUAAUGGUGAUACUGCAACUAAUUUAAGUACACAUAUUCAGACUUUAAGAAGCGAGGUUGCACGCUUGAGGCAUACUUUAUUAAUUUCGCAACAAGAACAUACGGAAAAGAUGCAACGUUACGUUAACGAAGAAAAGCAAAUACGUGAAGAAAAUUUAAGACUGCAAAGAAAACUACAACUAGAAGUAGAACGUCGAGAAGCUUUGUGUAGACAUCUAUCAGAAUCAGAAUCCAGUCUGGAAAUGGAAGAGGAACGUCAUUAUAAUGAAAUUGUAAUGUCUGGUGGUAACAUAAGAAGUCGUACGGUUUCAAGUCCUAUUCCGUACAAUCCUUCUCCUAGUUCUUCCAGGCCACUCAGUCCAGGUAAUAAUGUAUUAGGUUCAGUAACACGAGAAAAUUUCAAUCCUAAUCGGUGUUAUACGUGCGGUCAACCAACUACUCUUCCUUUUACUAGUUCAUCUCCUCCUUCGGGAGGACACAUAGUUCCACCAUCUACCAGACGUACAUCUGAUAGAUUUGUUAAGCCAGCAAUUCCUCCGACUAUUGUUAAUCCUGGUGGUCCUCAGUUAACAAAUCCUAGCACUAAUGUAAGCGGAUCAACUGGAUCACCUAUGGAUAUUACUAAAACAUAAAUAUUUGGGAUAUAUUUAUCAGUUGGUCCAGUAUCAUCAUUUACAUAUUAAUGAAAGGUACUUCUUUUAUUGGUGCAUUUGUACUAAUUACAUGAUGGUAUAUAUGAUAAAUGUAAAACAACAGUGGCUUGAAAAAAAGACCUUUGGUUUCCAAUGUUUUUAUAAUAUUCUCCAGUUACUACAGUGUAAUGAUUAAAUUUUGUUAGAAUUACGAAGGAAAGCAAAUAUGCCAUUAAAUUAUUCUAUAAUAUCGUUACACUAGCUAUCAACAAGGAAAAAAAAUACAAAAAAUAAAAAAAUAAACGCUUAUAUUAUAUUACUUAAAAACAUAAUCUAUAUAACAGUAUUUAAGAAAAAAAAAAUUUGGGAAAAAAAAACAAUUAACGAACGUAUCGAAACUUUGAUUUUCAUGAGAAAUAGCCUAAUCAAAGCUAAGAAAAAAAAAAAGUAACUAAUAAAUUAAUAUAAAUGUAUUCUCUUCAAAAUAAUAUCUCGCGCGCGCUCUUUUAUCUUUUGUUUUAUGUAUCAUUCCGUUAUUUGGUUAUUGAUUUUCAUUAACGAUUGGAUUAUGCAUUCUCAUUUUCUUUAUUAUUUUUCCUGUUUUUUGGUAAAAAAGUUUUAUAUAUGGGAUGUUUCGUAAUAUGUGGGACUCAUGUCAGAAGUGGACAAAAGAUACAAAAACACUGAAAAAAGUUUAUGCAAAUAUGUGUCUUAUUUGAUCUUAUCUCCAAGUUAUAGCCACUUUUGAACUCUAAUAGUUCACCCCAAUUUGUAUUCAAAUACGUAGUCAUGUAUCAUCGAAUUUGACAGUCUUUCCAAAAAUUUCGGGCAUACAUUGAAUGUAUCUAUAGCGUUCUCAUAAUACGUGCUCGAAGUACUUCAAUGUUAGAAUUGGGUGUAGAUUAUGAGCCAGGAAAUAAAAAUCUAAUAACGAGUUUAUUAUGAAACAUUCUUAUAUAUUUUUAAUUAAGUAAUUUUUAAUCUCGUUCUUUUCAAUGUUUAUUAUACUUUCCUUUAUUUAUUCAAUUUUUACGAUUUUUACUAUGAAUGACGUGUUUCAAAUACGUUUGAGAGCUUAUUUUAAAACAAAAAAGAAGAAAAAAGAAAUAAAAAUUGAAAAAAAAAAGAAAA
Molecule: messenger RNA, 2542 nt
Organism: Polistes canadensis
Lineage: Eukaryota; Metazoa; Arthropoda; Insecta; Hymenoptera; Vespidae
Product: coiled-coil domain-containing protein 6-like
Exons: 7
Coding region: 116-1411 (431 amino acids)
Source: RefSeq, a predicted model, not a curated record